GUUGGACGGACACUUCGGGGUUGAAUCACUUGAAUCACACAAGAAAUGACCAGGGAUUGACAAGGGACAUGGACAGAUCAGAAGAGUAACGGACCAGGGAUAUGCCAAAUUACCCUUCCUAUUUGUUCCCUACCUGUGUUAAGGACCCUAAACUUCCUCAAUCUUAUUCUCUCUUUCUCCCAUCGCUCUGCCACACGGACGAACCGCCAGCGCUUAGCGUUACGCCCAAUCCAGCUUCAAAUUUCGUUUAUUCCCUCCCCCCAAGCCCCGGUGCCGUUUUUCAUCCGUCCAUUGUUCCUUACUAUCAUUUUUUUUUUCUUUACAAGGUUUUUCAAUCUCACUAUUGGGUUACCGUUCUUUGGAACUUUUGGAUGCCAAACGUUUCAUGUCUUGCUCUUUAUCAUUUGUCUUGCAUGCGAGAUACAAUGCACCUAGCAAUGCAGAGUACCCAUGUAUGUAUCAUUCUAUGUAUGUAUGACGAAGCAAAGUAAAGCAGGCGAACCAUGACAUGUGCGCCUGUACGCCGUAAUACACUGUACACCAUACACAUC
Messenger RNA from Aaosphaeria arxii CBS 175.79, 551 nucleotides. RefSeq lists its product as uncharacterized. Lineage: Eukaryota; Fungi; Ascomycota; Dothideomycetes; Pleosporales. Bases 102 to 491 code for a protein of 129 amino acids. The record is from RefSeq and is a predicted model, not a curated record. The transcript has a single exon.